AUGUCAGGAAUCAGCGACCUACCCGAAAAAUACGAUGAUCUUCCUGACAAGCGACGGUUCUGGCCAGCAGCAGCAGGAUCCGCAGAGGAAGGAUUGGGAAUGCUCCGGCUCUUGACGCCGGAGAUUGUGGCCGACGCUGCGCGGACACAGAUCCAGACGGGAGAGCGCGUUUGCCUGAACUGGGAUUUAGAAAAGCUGGAUCCUCCUGGAUUCGGCCGCAAAGCGUUCGAACACAAGGUUCAAUGGGUCGCUCCAGGUGCCGCUUUCGAUGACGAGUACCAUUUUAACCCGCAGCAAUCCUCUCAAUGGGACGGAUUCCGGCAUCACAACGCUCCUGCGCCAACCUCCGAAAAUGCGGACCGGAAGCUGUUCUACGGCGGCACAACCGCAGAGGAGAUUCAGGAUCCAAACUGCAAUCGCAUUGGAAUUGGGUACUGGGCGAAGAAAGGCAUCGCAGGCCGCGGGGUACUCAUUGAUUACCUGUCCUGGGCGGAGAAGAGGGGGAUUAGUGUUAACGCGCUGAGCCAGCAUGUCGUAUCGUUAGACGAUGUGCUGGCCAUCGCGCGUGAAUGCAAGAUCGAGUUCAAGAAAGGCGAUAUCUUCUUCCUUCGCGUUGGUUUAACCGGAACGUGGGAUACGAUGGACGCACAGCAGAAGAAGCAGUAUAGCCUGCAGUCCACGCCCAAGCACGCGGGGAUCGAGCAGAGUGAGCGUGUGCUGCGCUUUCUGUGGGACAACCACUUCGCGGCUGUGGCUUCGGAUGCGGUCAGCUUCGAGGUGUAUCCGCCUUUGAAUCCUGAGUAUGAUCUACAUCAUCAUCUGCUGGCUGGGUGGGGAAUUCCGAUAGGCGAGAUGUUUGACUUGGAGGAUUUGGCCGAGACGUGUAAGAGGUUGGGUCGGUGGACGUUCUUCGUGUCGAGUAGUCCGUUGAACUGUGCUCGGGGUGUUUCGAGUCCCCCUAAUUGCAUGGCGAUUUUCUGA
Messenger RNA from Aspergillus viridinutans, 981 nucleotides. RefSeq lists its product as uncharacterized. The transcript has 2 exons. The record is from RefSeq and is a predicted model, not a curated record. The coding region runs from base 1 to 981 and encodes 326 amino acids. NCBI's taxonomy places the organism in Eukaryota, Fungi, Ascomycota, Eurotiomycetes, Eurotiales, Aspergillaceae. Gene Ontology annotation, molecular function: arylformamidase activity.